Messenger RNA from Dermatophagoides pteronyssinus (European house dust mite), 789 nucleotides. RefSeq names its product chromatin accessibility complex protein 1 (gene Chrac-16). The record is from RefSeq and is a predicted model, not a curated record. NCBI's taxonomy places the organism in Eukaryota, Metazoa, Arthropoda, Arachnida, Sarcoptiformes, Pyroglyphidae. Gene Ontology annotation, cellular component: CHRAC; nucleus. Gene Ontology annotation, molecular function: protein heterodimerization activity. Gene Ontology annotation, biological process: DNA-templated DNA replication; chromatin remodeling.
UGUAAACAAACGAAGAAACAACUCGCACAUUGAUACAGACAACUUUGCUAGGUCAUACUCUGGAAAUAUUUUCCAGAAUCUGAAUCCUAAUGAAAAAUCAUAAUCUUCCCGUAAAUUUUAUCAAAUAAAAAAUGCAGUUAAAAAUGGACAAUACAAAUUCAUCAUCACCAGCAUUGGAUGAACAAUCACUUUUGUCAUCACAACAAUCAUCCAUGGAUUAUAAUUCAAGUGAAACAUCAACAUCAGCAAAUACAAGAAAAAAAAUGUAUUCAACAGUACCGAUAUCACGUGUAAAUGCCAUAAUGCGUUCAUGUCCAAAUCUAACAACUGUUAGAAAUGAUGCUAUUGCAUUAACAUCACAAGCAGCCGAAUUAUUCAUACAGGAUCUUGUUCAAAAUGCCUUCAAACUAAGUCCAGAUAAGGAAAAUCUAACAUACAAUACUCUAGCCGAUUUUAUAGCUGAAUCCAAAUAUUCAUUUUUACGUGAAGCAAUUCCCCAGAAAAUAACUGUUCAACAGUAUAAAGAAUUAAAACGACAACAUGAAAUUGAAAUUGAUAAUGAUGAAAAUGAUGAUGGCGAUGACAACGAUGAAGAAUCGUCAUCAUCAUCAUCAUCGUCGUCGUCGUUGUCGACAACAUCACCAAUUGCUCCAAGUUGAGUUAAUUUUCCUCGAACUUUUCUGUAUUGGUGGUGGCUCCUUAUGAUUGUUUGUUGUGUGUAUCAUUUGUGUAUUGCUUUAUUGUGCACACACUAUCAAAAAGAAAAAAGUGUACGUAGAUAUUUCAUAU